AUGCCACGUAAAUUUCACAAAAAAUCCAAGGGUGGAUGUGAUCAAUGCAAGGAGCGACGCGUCAAAUGUGAUGAAGUUAAGCCUCUUUGCACUAUAUGUGCCCAUCGUGAACUAUCAUGUUCCUACACGAAGGCUGGAGUUCCCAGGCAAACUCAUUUUCACCCUCUCUCAGAGUCAGUGGGGCCAAAACAACGGGAGCGGGAGUGGAACACGCCUGUCUCCACUCAAUAUGAGCUUCGGCAUAUACAAUUAAUGCACAAAUUCGCAACCGACACGUACAAAAGCCUCUGUGGUGAUCAAACCGAUAUGGAGCAUUGGCAGCUUCACAUCCCUAGACUUGCAUAUACCCACGAAUUUCUCUUGCAUGGCAUUUUCGCCCUCGCAGCUUUACAUCUUACUGCGACGACACCGGACCCAAAACAGGCUCUUUCAUAUUUGGACACAGCCUUGCAGUGUAACGAAACUGCUCUUGCUCCAUUUCGUGAGGCUUUGAGCGCGCUGGGUCCUGCUAACUGCGAUGCUGUCUUUGCACAAUCCGCAAUCAUCACAGUAAUUGGAAUAUCGCUACCAGGGCUGAAUUCUAAGUACCGCGGUGAAAGUUCCAGCAUGAUUGAGACGAUGAUAACGGUCGUUGAGCUCGUUCAGGGGGCUAAUCAGGUAUCUCACCUCACCAAAUCGUGGAAACAAGACAGUAUCUUUUGCAAAUAUGACUUCUGGCGCAUGGACAAGGCCAAGCUGGAACAAGACGUGGCACAUGCGAUUGACAAGCUCAGAAACAUGAACAGGUCAAAUUACAUUACAGAUGAGUUCCAGUAUACCACAAAUCUUGAGGCCAUUGAGUUGCUGCAAGACUGCUUUGCUAGGUUUGCGCAUGCACCCCAUCCAGCCCCCAUCUUAGCUUGGCCAGCUUAUGGAAGGAGGGGGUUUGUUAAUGGAUUAAGCUCACGCCAACCAUUUUCUCUUUUGGUCCUCAUGCACUGGGGGGUCCUGCUACAUGAGUUGAGUGGCCUUUUCUGGUGGGCGGAGGAAUGUGGACAGAGAUUAGUUGCUGAACUAUUGCAAGAGUUGAAGGGGGACAACGAAGAGUGGAAUCUGGCAUCAAAUUGGCCACAAAGGAAAGUUGGACUAUGA
Messenger RNA from Penicillium soppii, 1131 nucleotides. Its product is annotated as Zn(II)2Cys6 transcription factor domain-containing protein. The record is from RefSeq and is a predicted model, not a curated record. The transcript has 2 exons. Gene Ontology annotation, biological process: regulation of transcription by RNA polymerase II. Gene Ontology annotation, molecular function: DNA-binding transcription activator activity, RNA polymerase II-specific; zinc ion binding. NCBI's taxonomy places the organism in Eukaryota, Fungi, Ascomycota, Eurotiomycetes, Eurotiales, Aspergillaceae. Bases 1 to 1131 code for a protein of 376 amino acids.